AUGGCACAGCUUGAAGACAUUGGCGCUGUGGUCUCUCGUCGGGCACAGGAUGCGGCUCAGGCAGGGUCUAAGAACCCAAUGUGGGACGUGAUGAGCAACCUAUGGUGUCCAUUGACAAACCCGGAUGGGUAUGUCAAUGUUGGCGUGGCAGAAAAUGUCCUCAUGCACGAUCAACUCCUGAGCUUCAUUAACACGAAGCUCGACCUACCCCCUAAAUACCUCACGUAUAACGAUGGAGGGUCCGGAUCUUUGAGACUGAAGCGAGCCAUAUCCCACUUUCUCAAUCGACAUCUGCAUCCAGUGAUUCCUCUGGAUCCUAGCCACCUCAUCAUUUCCAACGGUGUCUCCUCUGCAAUUGAGCAUAUCUCGUCGGCAUUUGCAGAUCUUGGCGAAGGAAUCCUCCUAGGGAAGCCGUUUUACGGCACUUUCAUACCAGAUAUGUCGCUGCGACCUGGCACAACUGUGGUUCCUGUCAACUUUGGAAACUGCGACCCGUUCAGCAUUGAGGCCGUGGCGAAGUAUGAGCAAGCUUUGCUGGAUUUUCAGCAGACAAAAGGACGAAAAGUAAAAGCACUGAUGCUUUGCCACCCUCACAACCCUCUUGGACGUUGUUACCCCAGAGAUGUGAUCAUUAAACUGAUGCAUCUUUGUCAGAAGUACAAGCUGCACCUCAUCAGUGAUGAAAUCUAUGCGCUUUCUGUUUGGGAAAAUACAGUCGACAAGCAUCUCCACCCAGUUACGUUUGAAUCGGCUUUAUCAAUUGAUCUGGCCGGUAUUAUUGAUUCCCGGCUUGUUCAUGUACUCUGGGGCAUGAGCAAGGACUUUGGCGCAAAUGGACUUCGACUUGGAGUUAUCAUCUCGCAAGCUAACGACGACCUUCAUCAAGUAUUGAAAGGAGUCUCAAUAUAUUCCUACGCGUCUGGGGUUUCUGAUCACUUAACUUCCCUUCUGCUGGAAGACUUUGAGUUUACCAAUCAGUAUAUCCGGUAUAAUCGGAAGAAGCUGUCGGAGUCUCACGCAUAUGCUGUGGGGUACAUCAGGCGUCACGACAUUGAAUAUGCACAAGGCUGCAACGCUGCAUUCUUCCUUUGGGUAAAUCUUGGGAAGAAGUACCGCCAGCUCUAUCCCGAUGAAAGCAACAGUGAAGACGUUGACGAUAAACUCGCAAAAGAAAGUAUUUCUGGCUAG
Messenger RNA from Penicillium hordei, 1188 nucleotides. RefSeq lists its product as uncharacterized. Gene Ontology annotation, molecular function: transaminase activity; pyridoxal phosphate binding. The record is from RefSeq and is a predicted model, not a curated record. Gene Ontology annotation, biological process: biosynthetic process; amino acid metabolic process. The coding region runs from base 1 to 1188 and encodes 395 amino acids. NCBI's taxonomy places the organism in Eukaryota, Fungi, Ascomycota, Eurotiomycetes, Eurotiales, Aspergillaceae. The transcript has a single exon.